GUAAACUUCACCUCCUGUGCUGCUCGCAUACACACACACACACACACACAUACAUGCGCUUACACACGCCUACCAAGUAGAACUUCACCCUCUUCCCCAGCAGCAGGCCAUACACUGGGAGCUGGAACUAGAGCAGGCUGCUGCCGAAAGGGUGUGUGCUCUGUGCAUACUCAGCACCGCCAGGACAGGAGCACAGAUCAGAAGCUGACCUUUCCUUCAACCUCACACACACAGACAAACACACACACAUACACAUAUACAAACCCACACACCUCACGGAGGGGUCACCGUGCCCAGGCUCUUUUCUGAGCACAUUCAUUCACACACCCGCAUGCUCCUACACAUGUUCAGCUGGAGUGUACUGUAUUGAAGAGAGAGGUCUGGAGGAGGUUCUUCUGAACGGAUAGAGCUGCUGGAGAUCUCGCAGCUGCUGGAACUUUCUGUGUUUCAAAUACACUCAGAAUGGACUUCCCCAGCAUGGUGGACAACAUCUAAAGACCCAUUGCCAGUGUGAUUACCGCCGCUAAGGGGACUUGCAGUGUUAAAAGACCCUCAUAUUGGAGUUUAUCAGAUUUUAAAGGAGUUAAGAGAGUGAACGAGUGGAAUGAUGUCUCCGUUUCUGAGGAUUGGUUUCUCCAGCUUUGAAAUGGACCCUGGACUAGCCUACCAUGAGGAGGUGCUCAACCCCUACUGUGCAGUCUACAUGAAAGAGGCUGUGGAGACAGAAAAGGGUCAGGUGUAUAAACAGAAGAGGCCCACCAUGUACCCGCCGUGGAGCAGCACGUUUGAUGCUCACGUCCACAGGGGUCGAGUGAUGCACGUGGUGGUCAAAGACAAGACGGCCGAGCUGAAGACUGAGGCCACCGUCCAGCUGGACACACUCGCCUCCCGCUGCAAGAAGGAGAACGGAAAACUGGAGAUAUGGGUGGAACUGAAGCCUCAGGGCCGUCUGCUGAUGGAGGCCCGAUACUUCUUAGAGAGAAGUGAUGCGGGUCAUGGUGAGGGAGAUGGGGAGACUGAGAGGGAGAAGGAGGGAGUGUUUGCGCUGCAUCAGCGCCGAGGGGCUAUCAAACAGGCUAAAGUUCACGUGGUGAAGUGCCACGAAUUCACCGCCACAUUUUUUCCACAGCCCACAUUCUGCUCCGUCUGUAAAGAGUUUGUCUGGGGGCUGAAUAAACAAGGAUAUCAGUGCCGACAAUGUAACGCUGCCAUCCAUAAGAAGUGCAUUGACAAAGUGAUCGCUAAAUGUACAGGCUCAGCCAUCAACAGUAAAGAAACCAUGAUCCAUAAAGAGCGCUUUAAGAUCGACAUGCCUCACAGGUUUAAGGUGUAUAACUAUAAGAGCCCAACGUUUUGUGAGCACUGCGGGACGCUGCUCUGGGGGAUCGCCCGACAGGGCCUCAAGUGUGAAGAGUGUAGUAUGAAUGUUCAUCAUAAGUGUCAGAAGAAAGUGGCUAACCUAUGUGGAGUAAACCAGAAGCUGAUGGCUGAAGCUCUAGCCAUGAUUGAGGUCACACAGCAGGCACGGACCUCAGGCAGGGAUAAUGAGCUGAGUGGGCGUGAGGGUCCUGUAGGUGUUAGUCAGGCUGGAAUGGUGAAAGAAAGCCAAGGCUGUUUACCAAUUCAUUCACUAACACCUGCUCCACCACUACCACGUAAAGAGCAGCAGGGUAUAGCGUGGGACACCCCGCCGCUGCAGGGGGACAGGCGGAGCUCCAUCGAGACCUCAGAGCCACUGUACGCCGUCCCCCGCAAAGAAUACCACAAAUUCACCCUGGAAGAGUUCACCCUGCACAAGAUGCUGGGAAAGGGCAGCUUCGGAAAAGUGUUUCUGGGAGAGCUGAAGGCCACGGGACAGUUCUAUGCAGUGAAGGCUCUGAAGAAGGAUGUGGUGCUGAUGGAUGAUGAUGUGGAGUGUACGAUGGUGGAGAGGAGAGUACUGUCUCUCGCCUGGGAGCAUCCCUUCCUCACACACCUCUACUGCACCUUCCAGACCAAGGAGAAUCUCUUCUUUGUGAUGGAGUAUCUAAACGGAGGAGAUUUAAUGUUUCACAUCCAGUCCUGCCACAGAUUUGACCUGGUCCGCUCCACGUUUUAUGCGGCUGAGAUUAUCUGUGGGCUGCAGUUUCUACAUUCUAAGGGCAUUGUGUACAGAGAUCUAAAGUUGGAUAAUAUCCUGCUGGAUUUCGAUGGUCACAUUAAAAUAGCUGAUUUUGGUAUGUGUAAGGAGAACAUGCUGGGUGAUGUUCGCACCUCUACGUUCUGUGGAACACCUGAUUACAUUGCUCCUGAGAUUUUGCUCGGGCAGAAAUAUGGCACCUCUGUGGACUGGUGGUCGUUUGGGGUCCUUCUCUAUGAGAUGCUGAUUGGUCAGUCUCCGUUCCACGGCCAUGAUGAGGAAGAACUGUUCCAGUCCAUUCGUACAGAUGACCCCUGUUACCCCCGGUGGCUCACCAGAGACGCGCGGGAUAUUCUAAUUAAAUUGUUCGUUAGGGAGCCAGAGCGGAGGCUGGGCAUUAAGGGCAACAUUCGGCAGCACUCAUUCUUCAGGGACACGGACUGGAACGCACUGGAGAAACGGCAGGUGGAGCCGCCCUUCAGGCCAACUGUGAAAUCUGCGAGUGACUGCAGUAACUUCGACAAGGAGUUCAUAAACGAGAAACCUCGACUGUCCAGCGCAGACCGGACCCUUAUCAACAGCAUGGACCAGACCAUGUUCAAGAACUUCUCCUUCAUCAACCCGGGCAUGGCUCGCCUUAAGAACCCCUGAGAUCCACACAUAUACUGACUUCAGCUCUUCAGUGCCAGUGUAUUUACACUUAUAUAUGUACAAUGAUCCGUUAUAACAUUAAAACCACAUGCCCGAUAUUGUGUAGGUUUAAUAAAUACCUCUGACCUAGCGGGAUAUGGACUCCACAAGACUUCUGAAGGUAUUUUAGAUAAUCCAGUAGAAGUUUUUUUAAUAAUUUUUUUUCUUUUGUUUAUCGUUUAUUACAGUUCAAACAACCUCACUGGCCAAACUCUGGGGCCUAUUGCUGACCCCUGGAUUAAACUAGUUCUCUUAGUCCAAUAAUACAUGUUCUCUCAAGGUCUGUAAACUGAGAAAAAUGUCUUCGAAUGCACCAUAGUGCAUGUCUAGCAGUCAACACCCUCUCACCAAGAGGUGCACUACACAAAGGAAUCUUCUGAUUGGAGUUUUUAGUAAACAAAAAUGCUGAUUUUAUGUGGAUGGGCAGGAAAAACACUGAGUUUUUAAAAAUAUCUAAAUAUGUAUCAUGUGGAUACUGCCUAAACUUCUAAUAUAAUUCUUAUAAACUCCAAUAACAUCCUAAUUAAAAGUCAGUGGAUGUUCUGACUGCCUCAUCGCCUUGUUCAAGGACAAACAGGACACUGGAUCCUCAGCUCUGUAGGAAAAUCUCCUUAUUCUUCCCCAAAAACCAUUCCCCAUAUUUUCACCAGCACUGGCUCUGUUUAAAGCAUACUCAUGUCCUUCACAAGGUCAUUAGUGUAAAAAUUAUGAUGAAGAAGCUGUACGUGAGGAACAGGGAGAGGCUAAAUGUUCCGAAUGCUACUGAAAUAAGACUUAAUUUUAAGGAACACAAGUUAGGUUAGGUUUAAAUGUAGGUCUUGAUCUGUGUUAAACAAGCUUAAAAUAGUAUUUUUAUUUUAUUUUUAAAUGUUUAUUAAACAUUUAGAUUUAAAUAUUCAUCAUGACCAUCAUAGUCCAAUAAAUAAUAAUAAAAUGCAUUAUUCAUUAUUAAUUUUAAUAAUGCAUAGUAAACACUUUGAUAUCACCCUGUUUUAUCCCAAAUAAUUAAUAUGGAUUACAGCUUAAAGUUGCAUGUUAUUAAUGUGUAAUUGGCAAAACUUUGAUUUGUACAAUCAUACAAUGUAAAAUACACUCUCUAUGUGGAUUCAAACACCAAAUGCAAAUUAAGCAAAGACAUUCCUGGGAGAUCUUUGCUGUGUGUGGGUGAGCAUUAUCCUGCUGAAAAAAAAAUGCCAUUUGAAAGCCCUGCAGUUAAAGACAUGUAUCCGCAGGAUGUCCUGCACAUAUCGCUGAGCUGUUAUUGGCCCUGGCUGAUGGAUUGCCUACAUGGUGGAUGUACAAUGCCCCUUUGUAUAAUCACGCUCUCUAAUGAAAAACAUGUAUCUCCAUUUUUGUUGUAGAUUUUUAGUUUCUACAUAUUUUGAACACACAAACUGUCCCUUACAUUACCCAUACAUUGCUGUUUUAAAGAUACAUGUUUUUCAUUAGACAGUGAAGAUAUAGUCUAUUAACUGGACAAAAUGUCUCAGAUUCAGGAAGAGAUAGGUUUAGCAGUAAUCAGUGCACAAGCCCAAAGUAGCAUCUUAUAGCCUAGUAACAUUUUCCCCUUUUCGUACUUGUAUGUGAAGGUCAUGAUAAAUAAAACCUAAUGUAUACUAAAUAUUAAUUAAUGUAUUCAUUUAAACAUAACAAGAACAAAAAAAAACUCAUUUGUGUUGCUUAAAACAAAGAGUUUUCCUGUAUUUGUGUAGAUAUGAUAUAUAAAACAAAUGUUUUAUUUAUACCAGUGUGUGGACUGGUAUUUUCAGUUGCAUGUAUUUAAGUUUCAUUUACUCAGUCGGAUUAACACUCUUUUUUUUUUUUUUAGUAUUAAUGUGAAUUAGUUUUUUUAUCAGAUAUGAAUUGUCGAUGUAGAAAUAUCUGUAGCUCCAUUCAUGUAAAAAUUCUUCUGUUCUAGUGUAUGUGUGCGCAUGUGUGAAUAAUUGAAAUAUUGUAGGUAUUUGCAAGCAUUUAUUGUACGUGCUGUUGUAAUCUGAGUGAAUAAAGUCUUAUAUUGAUUUUUUUGUAUGACAUAUGAAUAUUACAGUACAUUCUGUCAACAAUGUGAAGUAGUAAAAAUGUACAGAUGCAUUCAGUGCUUGUGCUUGUAUUAUUUGGCUUUUUUUUUCUUAUUUGUCUUAAAUCACAGUGAGAAAACAAUUUCAUUUUAAGGUAAUUAAAUUUAGUACACUGUAAAAAACGUGUAAA
Astyanax mexicanus (Mexican tetra) is the source of this 5017-nucleotide messenger RNA. RefSeq names its product protein kinase C, theta (gene prkcq). The record is from RefSeq and is a predicted model, not a curated record. Lineage: Eukaryota; Metazoa; Chordata; Actinopteri; Characiformes; Acestrorhamphidae. The transcript is spliced from 18 exons. Bases 605 to 2770 code for a protein of 721 amino acids. Gene Ontology annotation, biological process: protein phosphorylation. Gene Ontology annotation, molecular function: diacylglycerol-dependent serine/threonine kinase activity; ATP binding.